Messenger RNA from Polistes dominula (European paper wasp), 1770 nucleotides. It is a transcript of the gene BBS8, whose product is annotated as tetratricopeptide repeat protein 8. Gene Ontology annotation, cellular component: BBSome; non-motile cilium; ciliary basal body. Gene Ontology annotation, biological process: non-motile cilium assembly. The record is from RefSeq and is a predicted model, not a curated record. Gene Ontology annotation, molecular function: protein binding. NCBI's taxonomy places the organism in Eukaryota, Metazoa, Arthropoda, Insecta, Hymenoptera, Vespidae.
AUUGUAAGAAAUGUUAAAGUGGGUCGUAAAGAAACUAAUCAAUAAAAAGUAUACACCUGCUGCAGGUAUAUACAAUACUAUAGUAGAACCUGUUAGUAUAACAGGUAUACCAAAACAUAUAUUACAUGUAUAAAUAAAAUAUUAUUGAAAUAAUUUCAUUUUGUUUGUUUUGUUUUGCUUUUUUUUAUUUGUCAAAUUUCUAUUCAAUACCAUGGAUUUAUUUAUCGCUUUGAGUUUGUUCAGUCGACAAAAAUAUGAAACUUGUGCAACUAUGUGUACAGAAUUAUUAAAAAAAAAUCCAUUAGAUCAGGCAGUAUGGGUUUUAAAAAUGCGUGCUUUAACAUUACAAGUAUACGUCGACGAUAUAGAAAGUGAAGAAGAAGGUAUUGCAGAAGGUUUGUUAGAUAAUUAUACAGUAACUUCAAUGCCAAGACCAGGAACGUCUUUAAAAAAUCCUGGAACUUCUCAAAACGAACAUGGAAUCCGUCCUAAAACUCAAUCAGGUAGACCAGUUACUGGAGUUGUUAGACCUGCAACACAAUCAGCAGUAUCGCAAACAAUGGAACAAGCAUUGAGAAUACCAAGAACAGCUGCUACAGCAAGACCUAUUACUUCUAUUUCAGGAAGAAGUGUUAGACUUGGUACUGCAUCUAUGUUAACUGAACCUGAUGGGCCUUUUAUACAAUUGUCGCGUUUAAAUAUAACAAAGUAUGCAAAUCAAUCUUGCGUUGCUAAACCUUUAUUCGAAUACAUUUAUUAUCACGAACAUGAUGCCAGAUAUGCUCUUGAUUUAGCAGUACAAGCAACGCAAGCUUGUCAAUACAAAGAUUGGUGGUGGAAGGUACAAUUAGGAAAGUGUUAUUAUACAUUAGGUUUAGUGAGAGAUGCAGAACAACAAUUUAGAUCAGCAUUACGUGAUUGUAAAAGUAUUGAAACGUUUGUAAGAUUGAUUAGAGUAUAUAUUAGAUUAGAUCAACCAUUGGCUGCUUUGGAUACAUGUAAAGGUGGUCUUGAAUAUUUUCCAAAUGAUGUUACUAUACUCGUUGAGAUGGGACGGAUUUUUGAAGGCUUAAAUAAUAUGUCGAUGUCUAUGAAAUAUUAUAAAAUGAUUGCUCAAGAAGAUGCUUCUCAUACGGAAGCUAUUGCAAGUAUUGGAAUGCAUCAUUUUUAUAAUGAUCAACCAGAAUUGGCUUUACGUUUUUACAGACGAUUAUUACAAAUGGGUGUUUAUAAUGCUGAAUUAUUUAAUAAUCUUGGAUUGUGUUGUUUUUAUGCACAACAAUACGAUCAUACAAUUUCGUGUUUUGAAAGAGCAUUGAAUCUUGCCAAUGAUGAAAACAAAGCUGACGUUUGGUACAAUAUUUCUCAUAUCGCAAUCAGUUUAGGUGAUUUAGAAAUGGCAGAAGAAUGUUUGAAACUUGCCAUUGCUGUUGAUAAUAGACAUGCAUUGGCAUAUAAUAAUCUCGGAGUAAUACAAAUGAAAAAUGGUAAUGUUACAACAGCAAGGACUUAUUUUCAUGCGGCAGCCACUAUUGCAAAUUACAUACAUGAACCACAUUUUAAUAGUGCACAUUUGGCAUACAAGUUAGGUGAUUUUCAAACGAGCUACAUUGCAAUACAAAAAUCAUUAAAUGUAUAUCCAGAACAUUGUGAUAGUAAAGAUCUUCUUAAAAAAUUGGAACAAUAUUUUUGUCAUAUGUAAGAUAUAAUACUAUGGAGAAUUAUUUUAUAUUACAAAAAAAAUGCAUUGUAUGUAGUAUUAAUGUUAAA